Hirsutella rhossiliensis is the source of this 1689-nucleotide messenger RNA. RefSeq names its product RmlC-like jelly roll fold protein. Lineage: Eukaryota; Fungi; Ascomycota; Sordariomycetes; Hypocreales; Ophiocordycipitaceae. Bases 1 to 1689 code for a protein of 562 amino acids. The transcript is spliced from 7 exons. The record is from RefSeq and is a predicted model, not a curated record.
AUGAUCUUGACCAAAACCAAGGGCCUGGCCAUGGUGUACUACAUCACGAACUACGCCACCAAACUGGAUACGCCGAUGUGGAAGCGCAUUGCUCUCGCCACCGAGGUUGCCCGCCAACUCCGCGAAGCCGGUGGUGCGAGGUGUCGCGCGCCAGGUCCCACCCUGCCCGACGACAGGCAGCAGGCAGUUUUAAACAAGAGCCGUCAGUUCCUGAUGAGAACGGCAAAUCGGAUCUUCUCCGAGCGACAACUCUCGGCCGUCGAGGUCUGUUACCACCUCCUUGGAUAUGACACCGACUUUACCAACGUGCCGCAUUGGUCGUUCCUGAACUUGACGGCCCUCUACUGGACAAUCUUUCGGCUAUGGGCACAUCUCCGCCACCAGGCCGGCGAGCUGACGGACGCUGAACAGCCCCCGGAGACCAUCCCUCUGAGGCAAGGAGGGCGAACGCUUCUAUGCUUAGAUGCGAUUCCGACUGUGACGGCUGGAUGCAAAAGCUUCGACGGCCCGACCAGUACGCCGUCCCGAUCUUCCGGAUACAUCAGCGACGACCAUGACGACGAUCACCCAGUGUAUAUUAAGCGAAAUUCUGUCCUACAUUUGGCGUUAUUCGUCCCUUGGGAAAACUUCAUUUCUGAGAGCCAAGGCGAUAUAACCGACAUAUGGACGACGCAUCGAGCGCGGCUUUGUCCCCGCCUCCGUUUCUACGUCUCCAACAUUUGUCUUUUGAGAAAGUCUGCCGAGGACGCGCCUCGUUACGGCGAUAUGGAGUCCGCCGCUGCGCUCCCGGGUAGUGACCUCGAUGAACAAGGCCCUCGGAUGCUUGUCGACGUCAGUCCGGUCACUAGCUUCGUGGAGAUGGGACGCACCACCGCCGCUAGCUUUACACUGAACUAUCUACAGACCAUGGCCCUUCAACUCGUUUGCGUAUUUCUGGACAAGUAUACUGCCGAUCCGGACUCAGCUGGUCAGCAUCUUCAAUAUACCGGCGGGCCGGGAGGCACCGGAAAGUCAAGGAUUAUCGAUGCCCUGAAGGGCGUGUUCGCGGCGAGAGACCAGCCACAUCUUCUGCAGAUAACCGGCACAUCAGGCAGUUCGGCGGCCCAGAUUGGCGGCACGACGAUCCACUCGGCCUGUGGGUUAGAUUCCCAUCGCGAUCCAAACAAACCGCCUCCCCCCUUCUCGGAGGCGAAGAAAUGGAUAUGGAAACUGAAGCUGGUACUCGUGAUUGACGAGGUCAACCGCCGGACCGAACACAGACCCCUGCGACAAGCCACCAUCUCUCACCACAGCGGCUGGUUGUGGUACAUGUUCAAAACCGUUGUGCUCCUCGAAGACCAAGUCCGCGCACGCAACGAUCCCCAACUCCGCGCACUCCUGGAUCGAGUCCGUAACGGCCGGCAGACCCAGCAAGAUCUGAGCUUGCUCAAUGCCAACAUUGUAGGACGCUCCCAAAUCACCUUCCAUGACGGUUUGCGUGCUAUAACGCCGCUGAACCGCACCCGGUGGGCCCUCAACAUGGAAGCCGUCGUGGGCUGGGCGCGCUUCAACAGGCAGCAUAUCCGUAUCUUUGUCUCGACUCACACCUGGCGCAACGGCACGCUUUCUCCAAACAUCGGCAUGCCUGUGGUUGUGAACAAAAACAUCUACACGGGUUUGAAAGUGGAUACCACUUGGCGGAUGACGUGA